CGUGUAUUUGCCGUCUACACGAUUCAGUGUCGUACAUUUCAUCGCCAUGAAUAGACGUGCUGUUGCCGCGAUUGUCACGAUAUGUGUUUCCAUUAAAAUGCGUAAAAAGAGAUCUAUAUGGGUUAAAGAUUGGAUUAAAAGAAGAGCGCAGCUAGGGGCAUAUAACCAAUUGUUGACUGAAUUGAAAAACGAAGAUCCAGAAUGUUUUAAAAACUUUCUUCGGAUGUCACACGACGAUUUCCAAUAUUUAUGUAACAAGAUUUCACCUGCGAUUAAGAAGCAAGAUACGAAUAUGAGACUAGCUAUUAAUGUAGAAGAACGUUUGGCGAUAACAUUAAGAUUUUUGGCAUCAGGAGAUUCGUAUCGAUCGCUCUCAUACCUAUUUCGGGUACCACAACAAACUAUCUCCAAAAUAAUACCAGAAUGUUGCGAUGCUAUCUAUAGAUGUUUAAAACCGGAUUACAUGGAGGUACCUUCAUCUGAAGAUUGCUGGGAAAAAAUUUCAGAAGAUUUCAAAAACAAAUGGAAUUUUCCAAAUGCUCUUGGAGCACUAGAUGGAAAGCACGUGGUCAUAAAAGCACCCCAACAUAGUGGGAGCGUGUACUAUAAUUAUAAAGGUACAUUCAGCAUUGUGUUAAUGGUAUUAGUUGAUGCCAAUUACAAAUUUAUUUACACAGACAUAGGAUGCAAUGGGAGAAUCUCCGAUGGAGGCGUGUUUGCAAAUUGUUCACUUUCAAAUGCUCUAAGCGACGGCAGACUUAAUAUAUCAGCACCAAGCCACUUCCCGGUAGGACCAAAUAUGUACCCUAUGUCAUUAUAGCUGAUGAUGCUUUUCCAUUGAAGCCUUAUCUUAUGAAACCUUUUCCUUUUCGUAAUCAACCUGGUCCUAAUCGUGUUUAUAACUACAGACUGUCGAGAGCUCGACGAGUGGUAGAAAAUGCGUUUGGUUUACUUGCAAACAGAUUUAGAAUAUUAAGGGAACCUAUAGAAUUAUGUCCUGAAAAAGUUAUAAAACUUGUAUCUGCAAUCUGCAUGUUGCAUAACUUUCUCUUGGAACGGAAUUCAAGGCAUGUGUAUGCACCACAAGGCACCUUCGACGAGGAAAUUGAUGGUGUAGUAACUCCUAGCAGUUGAAGACAAGAUCCCCCUCAGGAUAAUGUAUUGUUUUCAAAUAGACCAGUGGGAUCCAAUAUGUCUAAUGAAAGUAAAGAAAUCCGUGAAGAAUAUACAGAAUAUUUUGUAUCUCCUGAAGGCGAAGUUAGCUGGCAGUACAGAUACAUAAGUGAAAAUUAAUAAUAAAGACAACUUACCAAAUUUUGUUGUGUUUCAUUUGCUG
Messenger RNA from Acanthoscelides obtectus, 1336 nucleotides. The record is from the annotation of a GenBank genome assembly. NCBI's taxonomy places the organism in Eukaryota, Metazoa, Arthropoda, Insecta, Coleoptera, Chrysomelidae.